AUGAACUGGUGGUUGUCAAGAUCUAUCAAUAAUGCACUGCAGAAAAAUGUUGAGUAUCGCGGAACACAUGAAAUAAGCUACCAAAAUGUUGGCCUUAUUAUUGGAGUCACUGGUGUAGUUGGCAACAGUUUGGCUGGAACACUCUCAUCCACUGACACCCCAGGCGGUCCGUGGAAGGUCUAUGGUGUGUCAAGACGGGGGACGCCAGUCUGUAGCAUUGCUAAAGUCACAUACAUUCAAUGCGAUGUCUCUAAAGCAACUGAUGUACAAGCCAAAUUAUCGACCCUAAAAGAUGUGACACACAUCUUUUGGGUGACUUUGGCUUUUAACCUUUCAACAGCUAAAAGUUGUGAAAUCAAUGGAGCAAUGUUUCGCAAUGUCCUCACUUGUGUCAUACCAAAUGCACCUAAUUUACGCCACAUCUGUCUCCAGACGGGCGGGAUGCAUUAUAUGGGAAUUCACAAAUCAAUUGAUGGGGAACUUCAUGUUACUUCUCAUGAUCCGCCUUUCAACGAAGACAUGAAAAGAUUGGAAAACAUUCACAACUUUUAUUACACGUUAGAAGAUGUACUAUUCGAUGAAGUCUCUAGAAAACCAAGCCUAACAUGGUCCGUCCAUAGGCCUGAUUUAAUUUUCGGGUUUUCACCUUAUAGCUCGUUGAACAUUAUUGGAACACUUUGCGUAUACGCAACAAUAUGCAAAUUCAUACGCAUUCCGAUGAAAUUUCCAGGGACAGAAGCCGUUUGGGAUAGUUUUUCGAAUGCAUCAGAUGCUAAUUUGGUGGCAGAGCAUCAAAUUUGGGCAGCAAUGUGUCCGCAGGGGAAAAACAGAGCAUUCAACAUUACCAACGGCGAUGUGUUCAAAUGGAAGCAUUUGUGGAAGGUGUUGGCUGAAGAAAUUGGAGUUGAAUAUAUGGAAUUCGACGCGACGGAGAGGAUUAUUACAUUGUCUGAGAUGAUGAAGGACAAGGGGCCUGUGUGGGAUAAGAUUGUGAGAGACAAUAACUUGAUUUCGACAAAGUUAGAAGAAGUUGGGUUGUGGGAUUUUGCAGAUAUGUUACUUGGUGGAGGGACUUGUAGGUUGAGCAGUAUAAAUCGUAGCAAGGAGAAUGGUUUCAUUGGCUUUAGGAAUUCCAUCAAUUCCUUCAUUUUCUGGAUACACAAGGCAAAACAUAAUAGAUUAAUACCAUGA
Molecule: messenger RNA, 1191 nt
Organism: Solanum verrucosum
Lineage: Eukaryota; Viridiplantae; Streptophyta; Magnoliopsida; Solanales; Solanaceae
Product: (S)-8-oxocitronellyl enol synthase CYC2-like
Exons: 2
Coding region: 1-1191 (396 amino acids)
Source: RefSeq, a predicted model, not a curated record